Molecule: messenger RNA, 1204 nt
Organism: Aegilops tauschii subsp. strangulata
Lineage: Eukaryota; Viridiplantae; Streptophyta; Magnoliopsida; Poales; Poaceae
Source: RefSeq, a predicted model, not a curated record
AUGGCUUCCGCCGUCGCUUGUAAGGGUGCCGCGCCAGCCAGCCUCCUCAAGUCCGGUGCUCCUGUGGCCUUCUGCGCGCUCCAUUCUCCCGCCGACCGCCGCCCGUACAACACCCAGGUCAAGGAGGUCGGCCGCUACGACGACGACGACUACAGCGGCCGCGACCUCGUCAUCCCCAGCUUCUUCUCGCAGGACGUGCUCGACCCGCACAGCGCGCCGACCAGCAUGGCCCGUCUGCUGUCUCUGAUGGAGACCGGACUCUCCUCCAUUGCUGGAGCGUCGCGGCUCGGACGGUGGGUGGCGAAGGAGGACGACAACGCCGGGGCUGACGCUACGCGGCCAUUGUUGAUCAGUCAGACCAGCUCACUCCCAGCCCCAGCUGAAUCUGCCGUUGCUGACAUCCACCCAUGCCUAACAUCAGGCUUGCAAGAUACGGAAAGCUCCGACGACAUCAGAGGCUGCUGCGACAAGGCUCUGCAGAUCCUGUGCGCGCACUACGGGUGGGAUGUAAGGCUCGAAUUCUGUUCACUGAACAUCCUGAUGAUCAAGGGCGAGGGCGAGAAGCAGCCCUGGGACGGCGACGACGACUCCGCGGUGCCGAGGUACAACCGCCGCAUGGAGAUGCCUGCUGACGUGUACAAGAUAAACAAGAUCAAGGCCGAGAUGAAGAAUGGCAUCCUCUGGGUGACCCUGCUCAAGGUGGAGGAGGAGGAGCGCAAGAGCGUCUUCCACGUGAAGGUCGAGUAGAGAGGCGAGUCAAGUAGUCCUUAGUGGUAGUGCUCAUGGAAGAUGGCCAGUGCGAGAGUAUGAGAGACGCCUUGUUGAUUUGGUGAUGUUUGGUGUCUUUCUUUCUUCGUUUUGCUUCGUUGAUCGUCUUGGAUCGUGGUCUGGUGGUGAAGUUGGUUGGGAACUCUGUUAAUUUCCUCAAGUUUGGCGUAUGAUGAAACUUACUUUGGUGGUGAAAUUGGUCAUGAAACUAUGUUGAUUUCCUCAAGUUUGGCAUAUGGUGAACCGAUUUGGUGGUGAAUUUGGUGGUGAAACCUUGUUGAUCUCCUAAGUUUUGCGUGCUGCACUAAUUUAGUGGUGAAAUUGAUCAUGGACUUUGUUGAUUGUCUGAAGUUUGGCUUGAUUAACUACUUUAAUGGUGAGAUUGGUCUUUCAAAUAUGUUGAUCUUCUCAAGUUUGACGUUAUGAAAUGAUUUGU